Lotus japonicus is the source of this 1625-nucleotide messenger RNA. Its product is annotated as protease Do-like 1, chloroplastic. NCBI's taxonomy places the organism in Eukaryota, Viridiplantae, Streptophyta, Magnoliopsida, Fabales, Fabaceae. The record is from RefSeq and is a predicted model, not a curated record. Gene Ontology annotation, molecular function: serine-type endopeptidase activity; protein binding. Bases 96 to 1391 code for a protein of 431 amino acids. Gene Ontology annotation, biological process: proteolysis. The transcript has 8 exons.
UGAAUGAGUCAAACAAAACAAAACAUGAUCCAACACUUCAACCUCAUUACCAUUCACAGUGGUCAUCACCUCACUCCUUAGUCCAACCGAAAUCAAUGGCUGCAUCUACAGCCUCUGCACUCAUCACAUCCUCCUCACUCUUCCAUCUCCGCUCUCGCUCUCGCUCCGCCGCAUUUUCUCGCUCCUCCUCCUCAACCACCAAACCCACCUUCCAUCUCUCAAAAUCUCUCCAUCUCCACACACCCCAUCACCCCAUUUCACACCCCACUCUCUCACUCCUUCAAUCUCCCACUCCCAAAACCUGCUUCGAUUCCGCUCUCAUUCUCUGCACUUCCCUCGCCCUCUCCUUCACCCUCUUCUUCACCAACACUGAUUCCGCCUCCGCCUUCGUCGUCACGCCGCCGAGGAAGUUGCAGUCCGAUGAACUCGCCACUGUUCGUCUCUUCCAAGAGAAUACUCCCUCUGUUGUCUACAUCACCAACCUUGCUGUCAAGCAGGAUGCGUUUACGUUGGAUGUGUUGGAGGUUCCUCAAGGAUCUGGGUCUGGAUUUGUUUGGGAUAAGGAAGGGAAUAUUGUGACCAAUUAUCACGUUAUUCGGGGUGCUUCUGAUCUCAGGGUCACCCUUGCUGACCAGUCAACCUAUGAUGCAAAAGUUGUUGGUUUUGACCAAGACAAGGAUGUUGCUGUGUUACGUGUUGACGCGCCAAAAGACAAGCUGAGGCCUAUACCUGUUGGGGUCUCUGCAAACUUGCUUGUUGGUCAGAAAGUGUAUGCUAUUGGGAACCCGUUUGGACUUGACCACACUCUUACAACUGGUGUCAUCAGUGGACUUCGGCGAGAAAUUAGUUCCGCUGCUACUGGUCGUCCAAUUCAAGAUGUUAUACAGACAGAUGCAGCUAUUAAUCCUGGUAACAGUGGAGGGCCACUCCUAGAUAGUUCUGGAAACCUCAUUGGGAUAAAUACAGCUAUAUACUCCCCAUCUGGUGCAUCCUCUGGUGUUGGAUUUUCUAUUCCAGUGGAUACUGUAAAUGGCAUUGUUGACCAGUUGGUGAAGUUUGGGAAGGUGACAAGACCUAUUUUAGGUAUCAAGUUUGCUCCAGAUCAGUCUGUGGAGCAGUUAGGGGUAAGUGGAGUCCUCGUCUUGGAUGCUCCUGCCAAUGGUCCAGCCGGAAAAGCAGGCUUGCAAUCAACAAAGCGUGAUUCAUAUGGUAGACUCAUUUUAGGAGACAUCAUAACAUCUGUGAAUGGUACGAAGGUUACUAAUGGAAGUGAUCUGUACAGAAUUCUUGACCAGUGUAAAGUGGGUGAUAAGGUGACUGUGGAGGUUUUGCGAGGUGACCACAAGGAGAAGAUCCCUGUCAUCCUGGAGCCAAAGCCAGAUGAAUCAUGAUAUGCAAGUCAUUCAGCGUGUAUAUACACAUUUCUUGUGCCAGGGAAUGCAGCUGUUUUGUGUGUAUUCUUAGGUUGUUUCCCUAUAAAGGAUCACCUAAAUGUAAAUAUGUAUGUACUACAGGACUGGCACCUGAUCGAUCUUCCAUGAACUUUUUGAUUACUGAACUUGUUGUAACUAGUCACGUCUAUUUGCUCUAAUACAAGUCCAGAGAAAGGGGAGCUUGAUAAGAAA